Stylonychia lemnae is the source of this 3840-nucleotide messenger RNA. Lineage: Eukaryota; Ciliophora; Spirotrichea; Sporadotrichida; Oxytrichidae. The record is from the annotation of a GenBank genome assembly.
AUGAACAAUCAUCAAUAAUUGGAGGAUACCCCUGAUUACAACAUCAAUAAUGGGGAUUAUGGAGAUGAUAACUAUUUACCAUAGGAAGGAACCUAAUAAUUUGAAAACUUCAACAGCUUUAAUGAAAAGUAAUCUAACUUUUCAGAUCUCUAUAGCCCUAAUCACAGAAAUGAUAUUCAUUUGAUGACAAAUCAAGAUUUUGGAAAUAGAAAUAUUGCAUCAAGAGUCAAUACCUCUGCUCCUAGGACAGAUAACAGUAUGACAAACAUGAACCCAAUGCAAACAUAGGAUGAUUCAAGGUUCAUGAAUAUGCAUGAUAGGAAUAGAUCUAAUAUCACUACUUAAUCUCAAAAGUAUUAGCAAAAUGUAGCUAAAAAUGUCAUAUACAAUAAUUAUCAAUUAAGUCCUCAAUCAAGCCAAAAAUACUUGCAUGAACAAAAUGGGUUAUAUACCAGCCAUGUAGCAUAAAAAACUCCGAAUAGAAGAAGAAGUAGUGGAAAGAAAGGGGCUUUAGAUAGAUCCAAUUCAGCUAGUAGAUCAAGAUUAACAAACAAAACAAAUAAUAACAUUCAAGGAGGAGGCGGAUUACUUGCCUCUCCAUAUUCACCUGAAUCAAUGAUGACUAGAAAUCCUAUUUCUCUAGACAAUUUUGCUAAUUAAGCUGAUGGCAUCGAUGAUAACCAGAGUGCUCUCUAUAAAGAAUAUGAUAAGUGUGGUAGAACUCAGAAUGCAUUUAUGCAAAGAGCUGCUUUUGCUGGUAUUAAGCAUUUGCACACAAACAGCUAUAAGAGUUCAAGUCCACUUUAGAUGAUAUAAAGCAGAUUCCCUGAAAAAUAUCAUGGAUAAAACCCAAGCAUGAGUCAACUUAACAAUACUUAAUACUAAUAAGAGUAAUUAUAGGAUGAAACUUAUGAACAGAAUGAAAAUGAAGGUGAAUUAACAUCACAGUAGAUCAUUCAAAACAUGUUUUAGUUUAAUCAAUAAUAAUAGAACGAUAUAACAGCUAUCUAGCAUGAUUAAUCAGAUCUGAAUCAAUCCUUAUAAUAAGUACUUAGCAUAGCAGAUGGACUCUUUCUUAUUGAAGCAGGUUUUUAAGCUAUAAGUGAAACAAUAUUAACGACAAUAGGGUCCAUUGAAUAAUGGUCAUCGUUCUCACUUGAGGACAAAUUAUUACAAUUUGCAAGUUUCCUAUCAAAUAUGCGAAAAGACUUGAGAUUGGGAGGAGUCGUGGGUGUUUACUUAGUAUUCAAAAAUAAUUUUAUGCAUAUUGGAGAGGAGAUCAAGAGAGUAAUAGUUGAAGAAUUAUUUACAACCUUAUCUGAAUUUGAAACUCAAGAGGAUAUUUAUAUGCUUUGUGUUUUAGAGGUUAUCGGUAUGAUUGGACCAUUUGAAAGAUCACUCUCGAGAAUUGGAAUUAUAAAAGGUAUUUUAUGUGAACCAUCACUUAAGAGACUUUAGUUAGCAUGCUUUUGCAGUUUGAUCUAACUAGGAUUUGAAGGAUUUUAAGCAAUAAUUGAACUAGCUUCCAAAGACUACAAUAGCCUCUAAUCUUUUCUACUCUCAAACUUACUUCAAGUGAGAGGAAUUCAAAGAAUCAUUCUAGUGCCAUCUAUUUUAACUCAGCUAAAUAUGAGUGAGAGUAUAAAAAAACAAGAGUGUGUUGCCUUGCUAAACAGAAUGGGAACUUUAGUGUGGGAAUCUGGUGGAUUACCAAUUAUUCUUGAACUAUUAGAAGAAGGUAUAGUAGAUAGAUAACUCUUAGCAAGUGUCCUAAGAACAAGCGGCGAUGAGGGAGAAGACCUACUUUUAAAAAUUGUGAAAUUCCACAAGGAUUAUAAAGUAAGAAUGGCAGCAGCAUCAGUCUUAUCCUAUCGUUUACCUGCAAAUCAAAGAUUCCUCGAGGUUGAAUUAAGACUCGACUCUAAUGAUGUGGUUUAACUUGAUGCCAUUCCACCUGGAAAAAUAUGUAGAUAUAAUGGGCCAAUCAGCUCAGUAAUAUAAGAUGAGCAGAGUAAGAAUGAAAAUGAAAAAGUAUUUUAAGAAAACUGUUAUGUAGAAAUAAACUCUAGAGACUUCUUAGCUUCAUUACAAAGAAUGAUAGCAAUGAGCAAUGACUACUUCAUCUAAUAGUUUGACAAUGAGGAAGAGAGAAAUUAAUUAGUAUAACUUGAUGAAGCUAGAUAUCUGCAAAAACUAAACUUUCAGACAUUGAAUUGUACUCUAAUUUAAGACAUUUAGGUGUACAGUUAUAACAGCAAUCCUUACAGUAAUACUUACUCAUCUAUUUACUAAAAAUAAGAAAGAAGAGCUGUGUCAGAUUAAAUAAUCAAAACUCUAGCAAACCAACUAAUUAAAGAGGACAAGGCCUAAGUAAGAGAAGUAAUAGCUGCGGCAAUAGGCACAGUUGGCUUGCCUGAAGGCGAGUAUUGUGUCGACUAGCUGAUUAAAAGUCUAUCAAUUCCUGAUGAAGAUCCAAAUGUAAAAGCUAUGUGUGUCUGGUCUUUGGGCAGAUUAGCUUCUCCCAUAACAGGGCAUAAAGCUAAAAAAAUACUUGUUUAGGCCUUAAGGGACUCUUAUUGGAAGGUAAGAGCUGCUGCAUGUACUGCCGUUGCCCAAAUUGGAGAGCCUGUGGCCUAAUAGACUAUUCCAAUUCUAACUAAGUUACUAAGAGAAGGUUAGGUUAACAGGUAAACAGUUGCUGAAACUAUAAUAAAUGUUGGAGUGCUAGGUGAACAGACUCUUGUUUAGAUUCUGAAAAGUGAACCUGAAAAUAAUCAUAAACUUAGAGAAUGCAUUGUGAGAGCCCUAGCAUUAGCUAAUGUUGGAAAUCCCAAUAUUGAUUUUGUAAUUGAGGUGCUAUUUCAAACUUCAAAGGAUAAAAACGCUUCUGUCAGGAAAAGCAGUUUACUAUCACUAGAUAUCCUGCACAAGAAGACUAUCAAUGAUUCUGUCACCUAUCUCAAGGCCAGGCAUUUACUGCCAUUCUUCUAUAGAUGCCUAAAUGACAAAGAUAAACAGGUCCGUAACUGCGCACUCCUCUGCAUCUAAAACUUCGGUCCUCAGGGUGAAUUAAUGUUUAUCGAGGGUCUGACUAAAGACAAGAACUUUUAGAUAAGAUGUGAGUGUGCCAAUGGUCUAGCAUAAAUUGGACCAUCUACUUUUAGAACACUAUUGCUUUCUUUGCAUGACUAAAACCCAGCAGUCAGAGACUCUGCUAGUUAGGCAAUUAUCAAGCAUAUGAGACCUGAGGAUGUAGAUGAGGCAUUUAAGGGUAAAGAACAUCAAAGAACUACCAUCAAAUGUGCAAUUAGGGAGGUACUGAGCAACAAUCUCAUUCUUACUAUUGACAUUAGAAACUACUUAAACAGAUUGCAAAUACUGUUUGAAGAAGGUAACCUAAAUCAGCAAUUACUGAAUGGAGAUUUCAGUGCCUAUCAAUUUGGAAAUUAUGCAGGAGGCUCAUAAAUACUCCAGCCAAUGAAUAAACCCAAUAAUAUGUACUAUCAGUCCAAUCCAAAUAACAAGGAAAAUAGAACUGGCUAAUCUCAAAUUCAAUAAGUUGGCUGGAUCAAGGAUAAGCAUUCACAGCAGUAUCAUUAGAUAAGAAAGAAUCCAAUGGGUAAUAGCAGUUCUUAGAAUCUCUAACUGUCAGUGACAGGUGCUUUCAAUGCCAGUGGAGUUUCAAGUGGGAUGAACAAUCAGCUGGUCCAGAGUAAAAGAUUAUUGCACUCAAACACUAAACCUAUUGAAUAAAAAAGUAGGCAGGAUUCUUACAUGAGAAAUUUGAAUCAGAAUUUUUCAGAAAACAACGUAAGCAUGCCCUUCUCUAAGUAUCUGUGA